AUAUGGAGCAGAAACAUUAAAAUAAAAUUGUAAUGCGCUCAGUUUUCCGAUGCUUUGAAUGGCAAACAUAUAGUAAAUGCUACAACGUUUUCUACUUAGUUCAUACAGGAAGAGAAAACUUGUGUAAGAUUAAUACCCUUCUUAUUAAAGUCUGAUUUUUUAUCAUAUUCGAGCUUUUGACGUAUCUCAUUCAAAGCUAUUUCGCUAUAUACUCAACCACCAUUAUAAACUCUUGUAAUUUGUCCAGUCUAUCAAGAAAUUGGUUAUUACUUGGGUUUCUGAGUCGACAUUGUGAACUGAGUUUAAUAUCUCAUUUAAAGAUGACUUAUUUUUCGUAUCUCUACCAUAGUUUUUUAGAGGAAUGGGCUUUAACAUACUAAAUGAAUGCAAUGACUUUUGAUAUGUGUGAGCAAAAGCUAUAUGUUAAGUGUUUUUGAGACGUCUAUAUUAGUUAUUUCUGGGACGUAUACCGGAUUUCCACGGGAUUCCAUGGAUUCCCGGGAUUCCCACGAGAUUCCCGGGAUUUCCACAAGAUUUCAGGGAUUCCCGGGAUUCCCAUGGAAUCCGGAAUCCCGGGAAUCCGCCGUUUCCCCCUUGCAUUCUGCUGUCUGUCUAUACUUUUCCGUAUCUAUCUUGCUUGAAAAGCUUGAAUUUUCUCGUUUUAUUUUAGGUGAUAUAUGGUUAUCAUACGUUAUAACAGGUGUACUGUAUUUAGUGACCAAUAAAAAUUUAGUUUGGUCUCAUAAGGAAGUAGUAGCCUUCUAUAAUACUCUUGAAAAUCCAAUUGAAUUGAUUGAUACAACAGGUGGUACAUUUAGAAAAUUUUUCGAUUUAUUAAAGCAUGUAGUUGAAGUAAAAUUUGUUAUUGAUUGUUAUCAUGAACUGGUGCAGCAAGAAAACCAAAAUGUGACAUCGGAUCAAGUUAGAUAUUAUUUGGGCGUGAUUGUCGAUAAAUUACAACGUGAACUGUACGUUGGGGUAUUACCAUCAAAUUAUUGUGCUCUCACUUGUUUCGAUUGUCAAAUUCUACUUAAUGGAGCACAAAACUCUCUGUUUUAUCAUAUGGUAGAUAUGAUUAAUUGGACAUGGAAUUUAUCAUCGGAUACAGAUACACAAGUGCAAUACUGGGCUGCAUUACUAAUAAUCAUACUUCACGAGAUAUCUCAUAUUAUGUGUCGCAUGGAAAUUCCAUCAGGAUAUAAUAUUAUGACCGCAACAACACCUCAAAAACUGUUAAACGGCAAACAUAUUAAGGAAACUGGUAACCAAUUAGAGUUUCUGUUAUUUGGUGGAAUUGCAAAAUCAAUUGGUGACCUUGAUGCUAUAUAUUUAUUACAACAAACCAGUUGGGAUUUAUCAAGUGUUGAAGAAUUUCAAAUACAAUUUAAAGAUCGAGUCAACAAAGAUAUUUUCGAACAAACAAUGGAGAAUCAAUCGAAUCGUUUGGAACUACCAGGAAAACGUGAUGAAUUAGAUGUUCCUGAACGUGAUGAACAUGAUUAUGAUAAUCGUAUCAACAUUGGCGGUUGUGCAACGAGUCGUUUUAUGACUGAUUUUGACUGCCAGGAAAGACAAUUACAAUUGAAUUCUUAA
Molecule: messenger RNA, 1593 nt
Organism: Rotaria socialis
Lineage: Eukaryota; Metazoa; Rotifera; Eurotatoria; Philodinida; Philodinidae
Source: the annotation of a GenBank genome assembly